AUGACGCACCGUGCUUCGAUGGCUGUGGCACAUGGUGCACUACAAAGAUUGCCGUAUGUACGCACGGCAUCGGAAAUUCAGGAGAUGAAGUUCUGGCGCGCUCCUAUGCGUGAAAGUCACCGUAUUGUGGACCCUGUCAAGCGUGCCAAAAAUCAAACGUCGCGUCUUAUUAACAUGCAGCUAAGCAAACUUUCUAGUGUCACGCGACAGACAUCUUUGAGAUUUCCACCGUUACAGCGGAUGCAUCCAUUUGAACGGGAAGUGGUGAUGCUUACACUGGGCAAAGGAACAUAUGAAAAGCACGUCCAAUUGCUCCGGAGAGUGUAUGCGGUGCUGCAUAACACGGGCAAGCUGUAUGAGCGCAAGUGUCAGCUGUUGCGCACCAAGCAAGAGGCGGCGGACUGUGGAUUGCAGUGCAUUGAGGAGCUUAAAAAUAUUGUAGAUAGCAAUGCAGAGACACUGCAGGAGGCUGCAAACAUGGCGAAGAUUCUUCGCGGCCUUCCUCAUGUGGACCUCGACAAGCCCAUUUUUUCUUUCGUUGGAGCCCCGAACGUUGGAAAGUCUUCAUUGGUGCGAGCUUUAUCGACAGCUUCUCCAGAGGUGGCAAAUUAUCCGUUUACCACACGCGGUAUAACAAUGGGUCACAUCUUCGUUGAAGGUAUUUCGUACCAGAUUGCCGACACCCCCGGAUUAAUUUUUCGACCAGACGAACGACGAAACGCUAUCGAGAAGCUCGCAAUUGCCAUGGUGGAAAAGACGCAAGCUUCCAUCGGCUUUGUAUUUGAUCCAUCUAGCUCCUCCAAUGCAUCAACAGUCGACCAGAUCCUGCUUCGAAACGAACUUCGACACCGCGUUAUGGCAGCUCGUCCUCAGCAUAAAUGGAUCGACAUCAUUUCGAAAAUUGACCAGCCGUCGAGCGAUUUAGCUUCACUGAAAAAGAGAUUGGGGUCGUCGCCGUACUUUUCCGUCUCGAGUCGGACGAACGAGUGUCUUACGGAGCUUGGGGAUGGAAUUCGUCGAGUCCUUAUUCAAUCCGAAUUAAAGGACAGUCUGUAG
Peronospora belbahrii is the source of this 1056-nucleotide messenger RNA. The record is from the annotation of a GenBank genome assembly. NCBI's taxonomy places the organism in Eukaryota, Oomycota, Peronosporomycetes, Peronosporales, Peronosporaceae.